AUGAGUGCCACGAGGUCGACAGCCUUUGUCUCUGUUUUGCUGAUAAUUUAUGGAUCCGAGAAGACCGACGGCAUGCUUGCGCCAGCUGGUGGCCACCACCCAGCUUGUUUGACGUUUGACAGUUUCGGUCUGGCGCUAGCAAAUCGCCUUAUUCCUAAUCGAUGGCGACCAUUUCGUGUCACCCAUUUGCAACCUCUCGUCCGCAUCUCCAAGCGCUCGAACAACAUCAGCAACGUGCAGCUCUGGAACGCACCUUCUGCGACCCAAAAACGAGAUUAUCAAUUUGAUCCUAAAACCAACAGCAAGCUUUUAUCCGCUGAUUUCGACCCAACUGGGCAAUUAGCUCGACCGAGCAGCUGGGCCGCUUUUGAUGCCAAGGCGAAACUUCCAAUCCACAGGCUCGACAAGCUCAGCCUCCACGACGUGUCAACUUGCGCCGGCGACAUCACAGCCUCUCAAUCGGUAAUCAUACGCGCUUUUAAUGCAAAGAGAAGCGUCUCGAGCUUAACUGAAGAAAUGGCACCAAAUAUGGCUGAGGCAGGUGUGGCUGGUGAGAAAGAUGGUGCGGCUGAAAUAUCAAGAGAUUUUCAUCACCCGUACACGCCUUAUGAUAUCCAGGAGACUUUUAUGAAUACUGUUUAUGAGGUUUUGGAAGGUGGUAAAGUUGGUAUUCUGGAGAGUCCUACUGGCACUGGCAAAUCUCUGAGUCUUAUUUGCGGCUCUCUUACUUGGCUACGUGACUAUAAGCGAAAUACAUUUGAAGGAGGAUUGAACUGGGGUCAAAAUGACUCCAAUGAACCGGAAUGGGUUAUCGAGCAGACAAAGGCCAGAAAACGUCGCGAGAUGCUACGUGGAAGGGAAGAGAUGGAGACUAGAUUGGCCAAAAUCAGAGCCAAGGAGAAAGCACAAAAGACCAAAUAUUUGAAAGGAGAUCAAGAAUUCAAGAGGAGGAAGACCGAAAGGGUUGACGACCAGGAUGAUGAAGAGCAGUUCGUUCUCGAUGACUACGAUAGCGACACCGAGGUCAGCCAAAACAGGAGUGGCUUCUACUCUGCAGCUACUUUAGAGUUGAUGGAAAAGAUGGGUAUGGGUCCUUCAGCGUUGAAGCCGCUGGAGGAAGAAGCCGAGGAUGAAAUUAAGAUCUUUUACUGCUCGAGAACUCAUUCUCAGCUUACACAGUUCAUCAAUGAGCUUCGUCGUAUAAAAUUACCUGGAGCUAUACCGAAUUCAGAUGAUGAGGUACAAGUUGAGGACAUCAAACAUCUAACUCUGGGUUCACGAAAGAAUUUGUGUAUCAAUCCAAAAGUCAAUAAACUCAACUCUAUUACGGCUAUCAAUGAAAGGUGUGCGGAACUUCAGAAAUCAGGUACAGCUCAGGAGCAUAAAUGUAAAUUUCUGCCGAAUAGAGACAAUCAACCUCUUGUAAAUGAUUUUCGGGAUCAUGCUUUAGCGACCCUGCGGGACAUUGAAGACAUGGGGGCUCUUGGCAAACAACUUGAGAUAUGUCCAUAUUAUGCCUCGAGAGCUGCAAUUCGCCCAGCAGAAGUUGUGACUCUUCCAUACCCAUUAAUACUUCAAAAGAGCGCAAGAGAAGCUCUAGGUAUCAAUUUGAAAGGUCACGUGGUUAUCAUAGAUGAAGCCCAUAAUUUGAUGGACGCUAUAGCUAGCAUUCAUGGGGCCGAAGUCACCUUGAAGCAAUUAGAAACCGCUAGGGCACAGUUGGGGGUGUAUGUUCAGAAAUUCAAAAGCAGGUUAAAGGGCAAAAAUCGAAUGUAUCUUGCUCAAGUCAUCAGAGUGAUUGACUCGUUGUCGGGAUACUUGGAAAGCAGAAUCCCUCUUCAGCAAAAUGAUGGUAUUGUAUCAGACAAAGAUCUCUUAUCUGGCAAAGGCGUCGACCAGAUCAAUCUUUUUAAACUACUCACCUAUCUUCAAGAAUCCAAACUCGCCAGAAAAGUAGAAGGCUACAUAGUUCACACCAACAAGUCCGAACCUCAAAUCAAGAGCAAAUCCUCUCAAACGAACGACACACCAACCACGCCCGUCCUUCAUCAAAUCGCGUCUCUUCUCUCCGCCCUAACCCAUCCAUCAAAAGAAGGCCGUCUCUUCUUCACCAAACUCCCCGAACCAACCAUAAAAUUCAUGCUCCUCGACCCAUCCUCUCAUUUCCGCGAAAUCGUCGACUCAGCCCGAGCUGUAAUCCUAGCUGGGGGCACCAUGUCCCCUUUCGCAGACUACACGACCCAUCUCUUCCCCUACAUCCCGCAAACCUCAAUAGUCACCCUCUCCUGCGGCCACGUAAUCCCCAAAUCCAACCUCCUAGCAUGGAACCUUUCCCGCGGCCCAACCGGCCAAGAGUUCAACUUCACCUACAAACACCGCUCCAACACCGAAAUGGUAGUCGAGCUCGCCCGCGCCGUCCUCAACAUCUGCACCGUCGUCCCAGACGGCAUCGUUGUCUUCUUCCCAUCCUACGCUUACCUCUCUUCCAUCGUCGCAAUUUGGUCCCAACUUACCAGCACCCCAACACUCUUCGACCGUCUUGGAGCCAAGAAACCAAUCUUCUCAGAAUCCAAGACCGAGUCCGCAGAACAAGUCCUCGCGCAAUACGCUCACGCAAUCGAUACCGGGAAAGGCGGCCUCCUACUCAGCGUCAUCGGCGGCAAGAUGUCCGAGGGGAUCAAUUUCUCGGAUAGACUCGGUCGCUGCGUCGUUAUUGUCGGUCUACCGUUCCCUAACAUCAAUUCCGCGGAUUGGAAAGCUAAACUCGAAUACAUCGAGUCCGCGACUACCGAACGCCUCACUGCCCCUCUAACCUCUUCCUCCACUCUCACCCCAUCUUCCCCCACACCCCUCACCCCAGCUCAAAUCCAGCAACAAGCCAAAACCGCCUCCCUCUCCUUCUACGAAAACGCCUGCAUGCGCGCCGUCAAUCAGAGUAUCGGCCGCGCCAUCAGACAUAAAGGGGAUUACGCGGCUAUCAUCAUGGUUGAUUCAAGGUAUGAGGGGGAGAGGAUUCGUGGGAAGUUGCCGGGCUGGAUUAGAGAGGGAUUGGUUGAGGGGAGUGGGGGAAAGAAGUUUGGGGGGGUUGAGUGGGGGGGGUUGGGGGGGUUUUUUGGGGUGAGGAGGGGGAAGUAG
Molecule: messenger RNA, 3135 nt
Organism: Glarea lozoyensis ATCC 20868
Lineage: Eukaryota; Fungi; Ascomycota; Leotiomycetes; Helotiales; Helotiaceae
Product: P-loop containing nucleoside triphosphate hydrolase
Exons: 7
Coding region: 1-3135 (1044 amino acids)
Biological process (GO): establishment of sister chromatid cohesion; nucleobase-containing compound metabolic process
Cellular component (GO): nucleus
Molecular function (GO): DNA helicase activity; DNA binding; hydrolase activity, acting on acid anhydrides, in phosphorus-containing anhydrides
Source: RefSeq, a predicted model, not a curated record